This is a messenger RNA of Tribolium madens (black flour beetle), 1056 nucleotides long. Its product is annotated as aquaporin-11. The record is from RefSeq and is a predicted model, not a curated record. Gene Ontology annotation, cellular component: membrane; cytoplasm. The coding region runs from base 129 to 995 and encodes 288 amino acids. Gene Ontology annotation, molecular function: channel activity. Gene Ontology annotation, biological process: transmembrane transport. The transcript is spliced from 4 exons. Lineage: Eukaryota; Metazoa; Arthropoda; Insecta; Coleoptera; Tenebrionidae.
CCUAGAAAAUACUAAUUAUAACGCCACUAGCUUUUGAUUAUUAGAUAGUCGCGCGGCCUUUAACAAUGUCCAAGUGAAUAAAUUACUGAAUAAUUUUUAAAAUUUUUUAUUGUGAAAAAAUUAAAACAAUGGCGGCCAGUCUAGCCCGAAGAGUGUCCCGAUUUUUUAAACGCAUGGGACUGGUGGGUUAUAGUAAGCGUCGGAAUAUAUUCGGAAUUCAUCCUCUAGUCAUUUCCACAACUUACAUAAUCUUAGCUCUGUUUUUGGCGGCUUUAGCCCGAAAAGUGCUCAACUUAUUGCUAAACGACAGUCUUUUCAAACGCAUGAUAUUGGAAUUUAUCGCAACUUUGGAAUUGUGUGCCGCUUGUUUCGAAUUAAUUAUCGUUGCGGACAAUUGGGGGAUUUGGGCCUACGCCCUUUAUCUCUUCAUUCUAACAAUAUGGUGGAGUUCAAGUUGGGACACUGCAACAGCAUGUCCCUACAGCCCCAUCGAGGAAAUCCUCGAAGGUUCUCAAGACGUCAGCAAUGCUGCUUUGCUCAUUUUCUCGCAGAUUUUGGGUGCUUUAGUCACAUUUCGUUAUGUACAAAUUUUAUGGGCGAUGGAAUUAGUUGAAACGCAUCGGAGUAAAGCAUUUGAGGAUUGUAUGGCCGAUUUGCAAGUGCAUAUGCUCGUGGGGGCUGUCAUUGAAGCUGGGGGGACUUGUCUUUGCCGACUGGCAUCCAGAGUUCUCAGCGAUACUCAAGUCAAAUUUGCCAACGUGUUGGAUGCGUUUUUCGCCACCAUGAUGGUGGUCGCCGCUUUUAAUUUCUCGGGGGGUUAUUACAACCCGGCCCUGGCGACUUCGUUAAAACUCGGCUGUGAGGGGAAUACUUUCGUCGAGCAUUUGGUUGUGUACUGGAUUGGGGCCACCAUAGGGUCCGUAUUGUCGGUUUUGAUUUUCAAAUCGGCUCCGGUUCAGGAAUAUAUGAGAAGUUUGAAAACCAAAGUGGAUUAAUUUUGGGUUUUUGUCCCGAUCUAGUCAUAAUUGUGAUAAAUAAAAGGUUUUUCAUUUAUAA